ACUGUGCAGGGAGGUAAGAUCCGACUCUCCCGUUGGCUGCGGACAACCUGCGCCCUUCGUCCCUGGGAGGGCAUCUGCCGCCCGCCCUCUCAGGUAACGGGCACUUCUCCCUGGUGGUGAGUGGCAGGCAAAAAAAAAAGAAAAUAAAAAGAAAGAAAAGAAAAGGUCUGGUCCCAAACCGUCGUUUUUGGCGUUCCAUUACUGGCGACGGAAUUCCUCCCAGAGCUGAGCGACAGAGGAAGGGAGGGCGAGUGCAUCCGCUGGCCCCCAUAACAGGGGGCUGGCUGGGUGCAAUCCCCACCCUUGAGGUCUACCCCUGCUUCUCUCUGAGGAGAGACAACAUGAGUCCAUUGUUGUUUCCAGAUGUUGGACGUUCGCGCCUAGUUUAUUUUUCAGAUAGGAUUAACAGCACCAUUGGUUCUCCAAAUGGGACGUACUGCUAUCGUACUGCACGCGGAAGUACUGUGCUUCAAGGUGUAACCUUCGGUGGUGUGCCUACUGUCCUUCUGCUUGAUGUAACUUGCUUUUUGAUUUUAAUCUUGGUGUUCUCUAUUAUAAGGAAAAGAUUCUGGGAUUAUGGUCGUAUUGCGCUUGUAUCAGAAGCGGAGAGUGAAACAAGAUAUCAUAGAUUAUCUGCUUCCUCAUCAGUGUCGGAUAGACUGGACCUUGACACGGGUUUUUGUUCUUGGAUGGCAGCUGCCUUUCGAAUGCAUGAUGAAGAGUUCCAGGAAAAAUGUGGAGAUGAUGCCAUUCACUAUCUCACCUUUCAGCGCCAUCUCAUCUGCCUAUUGAUUGUUAUCACCAUUUUGUCUUUGUGUAUUAUACUUCCAGUCAAUCUGUCAGGUGACUUACUUGAAAAAGAUCCUUAUAGCUUUGGGAGGACUACUAUAGCCAACUUACAAACUGGAACCAAUCUCCUCUGGCUUCACACAAUGUUUGCUGUUAUCUAUCUGGUUUUGACAGUCCUCUUCAUGAAGCAUCACAGUAACUCCAUCACAUAUAAAGAAGAAGACCUAGUAAAACAUACGCUGUUCAUAACUGGCCUUCCCAAAAGUGCUCAGAAAAAAACCCUAGAAAACCACUUUGCUGAAGCAUAUCCGACCUGCAGUGUGAAAGAGGUCAACUUAUGUUAUGAUGUAUCCAAACUUACCAAGCUGUACAAAGAGAGAAAAAAGGCAGAGAAAAGUGCGGUUUAUUAUACCCACAUGUAUCAGAAAGAUGGAAAACGGUUUCUCAUAAACCCAAAACCACUCGGGCAGUUGUGUUGUUGUGAAAUCAAAGGCUGUGAAAAGGAGGAUGCUAUAGAUUACUACACUAGAGUUGCCAAUAAAUAUUUUGAAGAAUAUAUGAAAGAGGAGGCAGUUAUUUAUGAUAAGCCAUUGGGAAUGGCUUUUGUUACAUUCCAGGAGAAAUCCAUGGCAACAUAUAUUCUAAAAGAUUUCAAUGCCUGUAAAUGUCAAGGUUUUAUAUGUAAGGAACCACCUCAGCCAUCAGCCUUCAGCAAAGAACUGUGCAUUUCAAAGUGGAAUGUUGCAUAUGCUACCUAUCCACAGAACAUUUGCUGGACCAACCUCUCAGUUCAAGGGCUAAACUGGUGGUUUCGAUGGCUUUGCAUAAAUUUGUUGCUUUUUCUUGUGCUCUUUUUCCUGACCACACCUUCCAUCAUUAUUUCAACUAUGGAUAAGUUCAAUGUAACCAAGCCCAUUCAUUAUCUUAAUAACCCUGUUGUUAGCCAGUUCUUCCCUACAGUCCUUCUGUGGUCCUUUUCAGCUUUGCUGCCAACUAUUGUCUAUUUCUCGACACUAUUAGAAUCACACUGGACAAAGUCUGGUGAAAACAGAAUAAUGAUGCAUAAAAUCUACAUUUUUGUGAUCUUCAUGGUGUUAAUUCUGCCUUCACUUGGUUUAACCAGUCUGGAUUUCUUCUUUCGUUGGUUGUUUGACCGAGAAUCUGCUGAAUCUAAAGUGAGAUUAGAGUGUGUCUUCCUGCCAGAUCAGGGAGCCUUCUUUGUGAAUUACGUGAUAGCAUCAGCUUUCAUUGGUAAUGGAAUGGAACUACUCCGUUUGCCUGGCCUCAUCCUUUAUACCUUUCGCAUGAUGUUGGCCAAAUCUACUGCUGAAAGAAAAAAUAUUAAACAGCAACAAGCAUUUCAGUAUGAGUUUGGAGCAAUGUAUGCCUGGACGCUAUGCGUGUUCACAGUCAUUAUGGCUUACAGCAUCACAUGUCCCAUUAUUGUCCCAUUUGGAUUAAUUUAUAUGCUGAUGAAGCAUACAGUUGACCGCCACAAUCUGUACUUUGCGUACCUCCCUGCUAAACUAGAGAGGAAGAUGCACUUUGCAGCUGUGACUCAGGCCAAUGCAGCUCCAAUUCUCUGCCUGUUUUGGUUGCAUUUCUUCUCUUUUUUGAGAUUAGGUUUUAGAGCACCCACAACUGUGUUUACAUUCCUGGUUGUCAGUGUAGCAAUUGUUUUUUGCAUAGUUUCCACUUGUUAUGCCUGCCUGAAAUACCUGAGCCCCCUCAAUUACAAGCUAGAAGACUCUGUUGCUGAAAAAGGAAGCGAGACGGAAAUAGUAACUGGAAAGGUUUCUAUAUAUCUCCCUCAUGUUCUGGUUCCCAGUUCUUCUGAAAGGUCAGAUCUGUUGCAAUUGGGCGUGCUGAGCUAUGGUGCCAUGGGAAACACCACCACAGCUGUGGGAGAAGACCCUUUUUGUGAGAACAUGAUAUCAUGUCUGUCAACAUAGAAUGCAAAACCCUUGAAUGCCAGCUGUAAUUCAUGCAGCUCCUGUGCUGGGGUCCUGGGCCAGCUUUCUUCCUGCCAGCAUGUAAGCCGUCAUCUCUUGGGAAGUGUGUGAAUUUAAUCCAGAUGCCUUUUGACUGCCUACACAAAGGAUUACUUUCUAAUCUUCACGAAGGAAUGCAGCAGAAGGGGCCUACAGCUGGCCAAAAAAUGUGUCUGAUUGCUUUUCUAUUUGGUACAUCUCCACAAGUAAUCUGUCUUAAUCUAAAACUGUUUAGUCUGUUUGAUUAACUGUUUGACUAUUUGGUACUACUUGGGGCCCCCUUGUUGGCAGGCAAGCCCGUGGCAAGACAGUGAAUAUUGUCUAUUAGUCUCAUAGUCAGUUCAAACUAAGAUGGAUGCCAAAUCUUAAUUCUGGAUUUUGAUACCAAGAGAGGGGCUUUGUCUGAACAUACUUUCCCACUCCCAAUCAAUAUACACAGCCGCUAGCAACACCUUUCCUGCAGCUUCGACCAUUGUCAUCUGUAUAACAAAACCCCAGUCCUAGAAAAGAUACACAAAAGAUAUACAAAUACUAAUCAGCCUUAACACAAUCAGUUUUCCUGAGGCCUUUCUUCCUUAGCUGAUCCUAUCCCACCCUUCCUGUCCAACUACCAGAGGAGCAUCAAAUCUGAAUCGGAAUGCCCUGAGUUGUAAAUUCAUCAGCUCUACCUAAAAUAUAAUCAAAAACAGGACUAUCCCCGACUCCGACUCAUCUAAGCCAGUUUUCCACUAUAUUAUUCUCUCCUGGAACUCAGUUUUGUAUAGGAAGAUUGCCUCUCUUAGCAUUGACAGAGGGUCACAAUUUCCUGUAUCUGGCCUGCCCAAACAAAGGUCCCUUGCCAUGUGUUCUGUGGAUUACUUUUGGUUCAGUUACACUGUGUGCCCGAAGUCUUUCUCCGCAUCCAGUGUAAGCAUUAGAUUCUGCCUCCUUGGACCUUCCUCUUCUGAAUUAAGUAAAAUCACCCUCCCUGCAACAACUUUUGCUUUUUCAAACCUUUCCUUAACCCCUGUCUAAAUCCUUGGCUUCUUGAAACUGUGUGUGUGUAUUUUUGCUAGAUCACAUGUGUAAUGUGUAAUGUUUAUUAUUCAAUCAAAAAAAUUGUUAAAACUUCUCCAAAUGCAAUGCAAAGUCUGUCCCUGCUAAUUCCCCAACCUAAAACGAGACAGAUCCCUCCAAUUCAGGUUACACCUUCCCACAUUAUGCCCUAUGUCUGAUGUUGCUUUUUAGUGCUAUCGUAUUAUUUUCAUUUAAUUUUUAAUCUGUGUAUUUAGUUUAUUUCAAAUUGUUAACUGCCCUGAGCACUGCUAUGUAAGGUGAGAGGAUGCUAUAAUUUAAGAAUAAAAAUAAAUAAAUAAAAUAAUGAUUGUACGCA
Sphaerodactylus townsendi is the source of this 4152-nucleotide messenger RNA. It is a transcript of the gene TMEM63A, whose product is annotated as transmembrane protein 63A. Gene Ontology annotation, cellular component: plasma membrane. Gene Ontology annotation, molecular function: nucleic acid binding; calcium-activated cation channel activity. The record is from RefSeq and is a predicted model, not a curated record. The coding region runs from base 342 to 2741 and encodes 799 amino acids. NCBI's taxonomy places the organism in Eukaryota, Metazoa, Chordata, Lepidosauria, Squamata, Sphaerodactylidae. The transcript has 24 exons.